Molecule: messenger RNA, 2150 nt
Organism: Dicentrarchus labrax (European seabass)
Lineage: Eukaryota; Metazoa; Chordata; Actinopteri; Moronidae
Exons: 8
Coding region: 194-1381 (395 amino acids)
Biological process (GO): male meiosis chromosome segregation; homologous chromosome segregation; meiosis I sister chromatid cohesion
Cellular component (GO): kinetochore
Source: RefSeq, a predicted model, not a curated record
AGGUUGCAGCUGUGCUCGGUUGCUAAGCAGCGCACAGAGAACGAAGAGGAAAAGUAUUUUCACCAUCCGGACGGAUUAUUAACUGUUACUCUCAGUUUUUAUGAAGUAAUUUAACACAUUUAGCUUAAUGCGUUAGCAACAACGUUGGGAUAGGGUCUGUUUCAUACUAUUAACUGCCAGUAAUUGGACGGAAAUGGGUCGGUUUAAGUGUCGACUCAGUCAUAACAGUGGACUGCCUAACAAACGAGAUACACCUUUGAAAACAGCACUGAGAAGACGGGACAAGUGCAGGAGACUUCUGCCCAACAAGCAUUAUGAAGCAUUUCCAGAGGAAUCUGAGGUGGAGGAAAUUAAUAUCAUCACUGGCAGCUCAACCAACCCAGUUUUGACUAGCAUUAAGCCUGCCCAAUGCAAUUCUGUGUUAUGCUCGGGCAGCCCUGCAUUUGCUGAAAACCCCAGAGGAAAAGCUUUUUCGUCUCCUGCACCAGCUAAUAAAAAAUCGGGUUGCCAAAUGUCACUAGCAGGUCACCCAACUAUUCAGAUCACUCCUGAUGCAGAGGUUUUUAAAGGUGGUGAAAUGGCAGUUACAGAAGAGCCAAGCUUUGCAACUUCGCAAAGCAUCACAUCUUCUAGCAUGGAGUCAGACACAACUUUCAGCUCUGAUGAUGAUGAUGAUGAUGAGGAAGACUGUUACUCCUCUGCCUCUUCAGCUUCCAGCAGUCUUCCAUCCCCGGAAAUCUUUAGAAAAGAUGACUAUGUGGAAACACUGACAUUCCCCGUUAAGGAGGAGCUGCUGGGUCCCUAUCUUCACAUAAAAAACUCCACCCUGCUGGAUGUGAGCCACGCUGAGAGCAUCCACAUGCAUCACCUCCCCAACCUUUCUAAUAUCGAUGCCUCUGCUAUUCCUGCUGAAAACAACUGUGAAAUCAACCCACACAGGGGACCAGAAGCUGAGACAGACAAAGCCUUCAAGUUGAAAACGCCACCAGAACUCGCCAACAGAAGGCCCAUUUUGUAUAAGAAGAAGGUAUGGUUCAAAAGCCCCAUGAUUGCAGAUAUCUUUGAAGUGAAACACACCCCAGCCACCAGAUUAACAAUUCACAAUGCCAGUGAGGCAGUCCAAGCGUCUGAGCAGGGGAGACCUGAGGCAGACACAUCCAGAGCAGGUGAGAUCAAUUCCAAAGAAGAGGCAUUACGACUGACGGUGAGGCUGAAAAGGCCUGUAAAAAGCAGCCCAGGAAAAGCCAAGUUCUUUGACUUUAGUGACAACAGUGACAGGGAUGCAUUCUUUCAGGGGAUGAGAGAAAGGUGUGAUAAACUCAUAGGUGCUCCUCCAUUUCCUCUUGCAUCUGCUAAGUGCACAGAACCUUCUGUCCUGUGACAUCUAAGGCCAAAAUAUUGUAUGCAAAGAUUUGAGCUUUCUCCCAUAAUCUAGUUUGAAGAGGUUUGUGUAUGAAAUAUCCUGUAUAGGAGUUUUCUGUGUGUACUUCAAAACAAGAUGUCAAGACUUGUAAAAUAUGUUUGAGUCUUGUCUAAAUGUCUAAAAUGUAAAAUUGCAAGUGUGUUAUGUUAUUUAAGUGUAAUAAUAUUUCUAAUGGAUGCCACUCCCUGCAAUGAAAGUAGGUGCCUGCGGACUAUAAAUGCAACUUACAUUGCUUCUUAAGCUGGCCCUUAUUUUUAUAACACAGCCCGCUGCAUGAAUGUGAUGCAUGUGCUUUUUUGCCACAUAAUUGGUUCUUUGAAUACAUUUUUUAUGAACAUGCACUUUUCAAUGUACUAUUUUCACUCAUAUUUAAGCACCCAAACCAUCUCCUGAUUUUCUUUAUUUUGGAUAAAUGUUAUGAAACAAGUAUCUGUUGCAAAAUGACCACUAGAUGUCAGACCUGUAUUUUAUUAAAUGGCCAUCUUUUCUCUUCUCCUGACAAAGAUUAUUUUCCAGUUUUAUAUGUGAACUAUAUAUGUUUGUCUUUCUUCAUGUGUGUUUUAUUAACUGUUUUUUGUUUUGUUUUGUUUUUUUACACGUGUCAGUACCUUUAAGAGUGUAAUCUAAAUGUUUAAUGUAAAGUUAAAAUGUCAAUUUAUUGUAGUUUUUUUUGUUGUAUUCUGUGAAUCUCUUCAUCUUUUCUGCAAAUGUUUCUGAGUCAGAAAAA